Molecule: messenger RNA, 3168 nt
Organism: Humulus lupulus (European hop)
Lineage: Eukaryota; Viridiplantae; Streptophyta; Magnoliopsida; Rosales; Cannabaceae
Product: anaphase-promoting complex subunit 4
Exons: 20
Coding region: 587-2902 (771 amino acids)
Biological process (GO): protein K11-linked ubiquitination; positive regulation of mitotic metaphase/anaphase transition; anaphase-promoting complex-dependent catabolic process
Cellular component (GO): nuclear periphery; anaphase-promoting complex
Molecular function (GO): protein binding
Source: RefSeq, a predicted model, not a curated record
GUUGUAGUAUAGUGGUAAGUAUUCCCGCCUGUCACGCGGGUGACCCGGGUUCGAUCCCCGGCAACGGCGAUUUUUUUAUUUUUUUUUGGUUUUUUUAAGUGUUUUCCCGCAAAACAUGAGGAACGAGUCGCUGAGUUUGAGUUUGAGCUCCAUGUCGCUUUCGUUCUAAAAAAUUUUCACUUUGGCAUUCCUUUCUCGUUCAUCUUCUUCCUCUCUCUCUCUUCUGUGUCUUUUAGUAAUCAAUAAUCAAUGGCGUUUCCUCUUUUUUUCAAGAAAAUUGUAGAGUGAAUCUGUAUUGCCUGGGUCAAGAUAUCUAGUAAUUUAAUUUAUGAGCAGAGAUUUACUACCAGCGACCACUGCCUUGUUCUUGACACCAACUCCACAGUCCACACACGCAGCUGAAGAGUAACCUCACUCAACUCUACUCUCCUCUCCUCCUUCCCUACAACUACUCCACUACAGUGAUUUUCUUCUUCUGCUCGCAUUACCUCUGGGAGUACCUCCACCGGCCGCUCCUCCUCGCCCCCUAUUGCCGCCAAACCUGCAAAACGAAGCAGUCUAGUUAUUCUUUUGAUCAAGAUUAGUAAUGGAAACGGACGAGUCCCAGCGAGUGCUCCCCUUUCAGUUGCAGUUUGAUAAACCGCUAGCUUCUCAGAUUGUGUUAGCGGAAUGGAAUCCGGAGAAAGACUUACUGGCAAUGGUCACAGAGGACUCCAAGCUUUUGCUGCAUCGUUUUAAUUGGCAGAGAUUAUGGACAAUCUCACCUGGAAGAUGUAUAACAUCUUUAUGCUGGCGACCAGAUGGUAAAGCUAUAGCCGUUGGGCUUGAAGAUGGAACUGUUUCAUUGCAUGAUGUUGAAAAUGGAAAGCUACUUAGAAGCUUAAAAUCCCAUAAUGUUGCUGUUGUUUGUCUAAACUGGGAGGAGGAUGGACAUAUUAAAGAUGAUUUUGGUAGCAUGUCAACAUAUGAAGAUCGUACUUCUCGCUUCUUCCCACCAGCUCCAAGAGCUCCUCGGAUACAAGGAUUGGUUUCUGGAGACGCUGGCUUCAUGGAUGAUAGUGAAGAUUCAUUUCAAGACCUGUCAAGCUCUUCACAACAACGCUUUAAUAUUCUUUGCAGCGGAGAUAAAGAUGGAAUCAUCUGCUUUAGUAUAUUUGGAAGCUUUCCAAUUGGCAAAAUUAACAUACAUGAGUGUUGCGUUCCCUCAUCUGAUACACAAGCUAAAUGCAGACUUCAAAAUGCUUCCAUUUACAAGGUUGCCUUGUCUAAAGAUCUUUGCCGUCUGAUAGUCAUAUGCUCGGGAGAAUUAAUUAAUAACAGGGAAGAAUCAGAAAACAAGAAAAUGGCUGAGCGUGGUAUACAUGGAUUGCAUUGUUUGGCACUUGAUACUUCGAUAUUUUGGAAGAGGAAAAAUGAACUCCAUCAAGUGGCUCAACAAGCUUCUAACAUUGAAGAAUUGACUGAGGUUAUCCGAGCAUCACUAUCAAUUAUGUCCAAACAGUGGUCUGAUGCUAUGCACACUUUUCAUGAAAAGUUUGAUUCUAUAUCUGAUCUAAUUGUUAGCCACGGACUUGAUUCCUCUUCUCAAGAGGAGUUUUUAAGCCUUCUAGGUGGUGCUCGGACCAGUCCACCAAUCCAUCAAUUUCUAGUGAAUUCUCUUGGUGAAGCGGGGGCGAAGCGUGUGUCAAAGGUUGUCUGUGGUGCUGGAAAAGAACUUCAGCAUAUUGUCCUAAAUCAUCUCCAGCCUGCUGCAGAAAUUAUUGGAUUCCGAAUUGGAGAACUAAGAGGUCUUUCAAGAUGGCGUGCGCGCUACCAGAGCAUAGGUUUAGACGAGACGCUCAUCAGUAAUGCAGCAGAUAAAGUCGGGAUGAUAAUUGUACAAGUUGAAUGGUUUAUGAGGUUGCUUUCAUCUGUGGUGCAGCAGUUCUCAAAUUUCUUCAACUGGCUUUUGAAAUGUAUUAGGAUACUUAUGCAAGAACCUAGUGAUCAGCUUCUACCGUACAAUAGUGAACUUGUUGUUAUAUUCCUGAAGUUUCUAUAUGAUCAAGAUCCUGUUAAGCAGUUGCUGGAAGCAUCCAAUGCUGAUCAAAUUAUUGAUAUUGAUCUGGAAACAAUGCAGAGAGUCAAAGAAUUGUCUCACUUUGGGGGAUUUUCAGAUUGUGAAUAUCUGCGAAGGACAUUAGCUAAACAAUUUCAUCAGAUGGAGUCUAGUUUCAAGGAGGCUUUUCUGAUGCCCUUUACUUCAAUUUCAAGAAAGAUACUUUGUGUGGAUUUAUUGCCGCUUGCCCCCCUUCCCCCUUCUUCAGUAUCUCUGAAAGUUCCUACUUCCAUAUCUUACUAUGAGGGUGCUUUUCAAGCCAUCUCUUAUGAGCAGACUUGUCAAGGCAGGUUUGUGGAUUUCAUAUCUUUCCAAAUACCAGAAGAUUCUUUCUCCAAUAUUGCAAAUUGUAUAGCCAUAGUCAGGGGGUUUACUCAUGACUCAAGCUCUCUGAAGAAGGGCUAUACUUCAUUGGAAGCUCUGUUGUUGCACAUCCCUGAUGGCUAUCACUGUGUGGAUAUAUCCUUGUAUAAGGAAAGUCAAAUUGUAUUGCUAUUGAAUGAUACAACUACCAGUUCUGAAAGCUCUGGAGAUGCCUGUAUGUUGAUUGUGCAAGCAGCUGAUCUUCCAUUUGCAUCAAUCUCAAGAUCCACUUGUAUAGACUUUUGGAAGUUGCAUGAACUAAAGGACAAUAUUAUUUACUUGCAAAUGGAGAAUGAGAAGGUUCGGAGUAUUCCUCAUUCUGUGAUUGCUCCUCUGGCAGUUAGCUCGUCAAGAGGCGUGGCUUGUGUUUUUGCUGCAAGAAAGCGUGCAUUGGUGUAUAUAUUAGAGGAGGAUGAGGAUGAGGUCUCAGAAACAGAAUGACUGGCCAUUAUGAUAUAAGUGGUAACCUUUUUGGUGAAUUUUUGUUAAUUUAACCGGAAGCACAAGUAUGUUAUAUGGUUUUGUUUGAUUUUUACUUUACGUUUCUCACCAUAUCCAUGCUCCUUGAUUAGGAGCAAUUCUGUUGUAAAUUGGAAACAUGAUAUAAAUCAAAUGUUCAAUUUAUUUUGAACAAUUUGUCAAAUAUGAAUCACACAACUAUAAUGAGCUUAAGGGGUUUGACCACAUGGUGCUUGACAGGUCAAAAA